UGAAUCGUGAAAAUAUCACAUUGCGUAUAAAUAAACUUAUUCCAACGCACCAGGAACUCAUGUUACUUGCACAAUACACAACAUCAUAAGGUAAAAGGAACUUAUACUCAAAUAUGGCAAAAGCAGAAGAUGUAAUACGAAUGCUGGUUGUGCUAAUAACGGUAAUGCCACUGGUUGCUCAAGGAUCAUCAAGAUUGUACAGCUGGGCUAACCGGCUGGAGGAAUCAGGGAAGGAAAAGGUAACGAACCUUCAGUUCUAUUUCCACGACACCUUGAGCGGCAAGAAUCCGACCGCCGUUAAGGUGGCUCAGGCCGCCGACACAGAAAAAUCCCCGACGCUGUUCGGCGCCACGUUCAUGGUCGAUGAUGCUCUCACCGAGACCGCCGAUCCCAAAUCCAAACUCGUGGGCAGGGCACAAGGCCUUUACGGUUCUUCAUGCACUGGAUUGUUCCGGAUGGCUCGUGGCUACGCUAUUGCCCAGACCAAUUGGUUCGAUCCCAAGACCGGUGAUGCGGUCGUUGGCUAUAACGUUACCGUUUAUCAUUAG
Molecule: messenger RNA, 548 nt
Organism: Thlaspi arvense
Lineage: Eukaryota; Viridiplantae; Streptophyta; Magnoliopsida; Brassicales; Brassicaceae
Source: the annotation of a GenBank genome assembly